Molecule: messenger RNA, 4211 nt
Organism: Hemiscyllium ocellatum (epaulette shark)
Lineage: Eukaryota; Metazoa; Chordata; Chondrichthyes; Orectolobiformes; Hemiscylliidae
Gene: yap1
Product: Yes1 associated transcriptional regulator
Exons: 7
Coding region: 267-1724 (485 amino acids)
Biological process (GO): hippo signaling; positive regulation of transcription by RNA polymerase II
Cellular component (GO): cytoplasm; nucleus
Molecular function (GO): protein binding; transcription coactivator activity; transcription corepressor activity
Source: RefSeq, a predicted model, not a curated record
GCGCAGUAGGAAAAGUUGUGAAAGUCUCUGCAAACUUUCCCAGCGGCGGGAGCGAGCGCGAGCGGAGAGUUCCAGAAGGUUCCGCUCGUGGAGCCCGGGGGAGGGGGCGGGAGAGAAACUGGCGCCAUCAGCCGCCUGAGGGAAUCUGCAGAGAGUCCGUCCGUGAGGGUGUGUGUGUGUGUGUGUGUGUGUGUGUGUGAGGGGGUGUGUGAGGGUGAGUGUGAGGGCACGGCGGGAGGCACCGGGCCGGCCGGCCGGUUUGGCGGAUGGAUCCGGCUCAGCAGCAGGGCAACGGGACGGGGGCCGGGACCGGGACGUCUCCGGCGGCGGGGUCGGGGGCAGCGGUGCCUCGGGCCGGCCACCAGAUCGUGCAUGUCCGGGGGGACUCGGAGACCGACCUGGAGGCCCUCUUCAACGCCGUGAUGAACCCCAAGAACUCGAACGUGCCGCAGUCUGUGCCGAUGCGGCUCCGCAAACUGCCCGACUCGUUCUUCAAGCAGCCCGAGCCCAAGAGCCACUCCCGCCAGGCUAGCACUGACGGGCCGAAUGCUCCGUCGCUGCAGCCCCAGCAUGUCCGGGCUCACUCCUCACCGGCCUCCCUGCUCAGCGCCGCUGCCGUUACCGCCUCCGCACCCCCGGCAUCGGGAUCCUCCGGCUCCUCGGGCUCGGCCUCGCCCGCCGCUGCUGCAGUACCGCAGGGAAGCGGCUCUUCCCCGGCCUCCGCUCACCUCCGGCAGGCGUCCUAUGAGAUCCCCGACGAUGUGCCUCUACCCCCGGGCUGGGAAAUGGCGAAAACUCCCUCGGGACAGAGAUACUACUUAAAUCACAUUGAACAGACCACAACAUGGCAAGACCCAAGAAAGCCCAUGUCUGUAUUAAAUUCAACUACGCCAGCCAGCACAGUGUCCCUGCAGCAGAACCUAAUGAAUACAACAUCUUCAGGCCCACUUCCCGAUGGCUGGGAGCAAGGCAUUACCCCAGAUGGGGAGAUUUACUACAUAAACCACAAAAACAAGACCACCUCUUGGUUGGACCCAAGGCUUGAUCCUCGUUAUGCAGUGGACCAACAAAGAUUGACUCAAAGUGCUCCUGUCAAGACACCUCCAUCCAUAGGUUCUCAUAGUCCACAUAGUCCGCAAGGAGGAGCAAUGUCAGGCUCCAAUACACAGCAACAGAUGAGACUGCAGCAACUCCAGUUUGAGAAAGAGAGACUUCGACUGAAGCAUCAAGAGCUCCUACGACAGGAAAUGGCAUUGCGCAGUCAAUUGCCAAGCAUGGAACAAGAUGGCAGUCCUCAGACUCCAGUUUCAUCUGCCAUGUCCCAAGAUGUAAGGACGAUGACUACCAACAGUUCAGAUCCAUUCCUUAAUAGUGGAACAUACCAUUCCAGGGAAGAAAGUACAGAUAGUGGACUCGGUAUGAGCAGCUACAGUGUACCAAGAACACCUGAUGACUUUCUUAAUAGCGUCGAGGAAAUGGAUACAGUUGAAAACCUUGGUCCAAAUAAUGUUGGCUCUCAGCAAAAUCGUUUUCCCGACUACUUGGAAACAAUCCCUGGUACUAAUGUGGACCUUGGAACACUGGAGGAAGACAGCAUGAAUGUAGAAGGAGAAGAAUUGAUGCCAAGUCUACAGGAGGCACUGAGCUCUGACAUUCUCAAUGACAUGGAGUCUGUUCUUGCUGCCACAAAGAUAGAUAAGGAGAGCUUCCUGACAUGGCUAUAGGACCCUUGGUCCUUUCAGACUGCCUUUGAUUGUGUGAAGGAUAUCAAAACUUGAGAUAUUUUUGAGUUGUUUUGGACUUCUGAAUUGUCUCUCUCCUCUGAUGCAACAUUGGAUAAACUCUAAAUAUUUGACAAGGAUUCUGCCAAUUGUAUUUCGCACAUUUCAGAAGUAUAAUUACAGUAGCAAAAAAUGUAGAAUUUCAACUUGCUUUUCUUUAACUAGUUAGGAUAUAUGACUCUAUCCCAUUUUCCUACCCCAUUUCAUACAUUUGGAACAAAUCCUGUUGUUUAGUGCAAGUCUUUACUUGUAUAAGUCGUGCAGUUCUGCAACUAUGAUCUCAUGUUUUUGCUUUCCCAAUGUUUUUUCAGAUUUGUAAAUCUCUGUUUAAGCAAGUUAUGCUGACUCUAAAGUAGGCUUAAUUGUGUUAUCAGACUUGGUUAAUGGCUGCUACGAUGUCACAGAAUCUGGUGCCAGUUCUAAGUGCCUUUGCCAGUUUCUUUGAAACUCUUACAUCUUGUAUCCAAAUGUGCUGCCUAUCUGUCUUCCAUUUUACAGUAUACACAGUAUCUAACUUGCUUUUGUCUUUGAGUAAUUGAAAUACAAUUUUCAAAUAAUUGCCCAGUUAAUUCCAGGAAUUGGGUGACUUCAAAGUGAACUGUCAGCUGUUAGUUUGGUUAGACCUUAUUUAAAUAUGAAAGAUUGGUUGGUGCUUUUUAAUUACUUGUACGUGUUGUUAUAGUAUAUUGGACAUGUACAUUUUUCUGUAAUGUCUUACCAAAAUUAGUUUAGUUGAGCUAGUGUUUUUCUUUCAAAAGCUGAUCAAAAGGUUACUUUUAAACCAAAAUACAAAACAUGACAAUUAAAGAAGUGCUGGUUAUAUAUUCUACUUAAAAAAACAUAUGAACUUGUUUUGUAGGUUGAGUGGUUAAAUGGUCUUUUGGGACCUGUUAGAUGUCUAGCAGGACAUAUAGUGUCAGGAGUCCUAUAUACAGUAGUGUAUUGUAGGUGGGGUUAAUGGUUAUAAGAACACAUAUAUGUAUAUCAUAAAGUAUUAGAUUUAAGAAUUGUGACAAAUCAGGGGGAGCUUUGUGAUCAAAUAGAUCUCCAAAGAGUAUUCCUUUUCCUUAAGUUCAUAGGCCUAUUUUUAAAAUGUAAUUCAUUCUCUCAUGAACUGCUGAAUAUGUUAUACCUUUUUGUAUUUGGGUUUUUACUUGUAAAGAUAAUGUGGCUUUUGAAUUGAGUAUUUUUUUAAAAUAGGUACUGAUGGAGAACCCAGGAAAACAUUUUAAUCUUGCAAUGUUGCUAAAUCCUCUUUAUUUCUUUUUUCAAUCCUUGGAGAGUGCUGAUUUAAGCUUCUAUCCAGGUAAAGAAAAAAAAUACAUAUACUGCACAGCUGUUUCAUUCUACACAGGCCUUUAGUGUUGUUAUUCCUUGGGCUACGAUUUUUAAAGUUUUUGUAUUGAGUCUUAAGCAGUGUGUCUAUUGAAAGUGCUACAUUUCAACUCUUGUGCGUUGAGCAAUGCUUGAGCUCCAUUAGUCUUGUAACAUUUUUAAAAUUGUACACAGGUGAACAAUGAUUUUCUAAGAAUUGUGUAAAUUUAACAGUGCACACUCAAACAUGUAUUUUGCAGCUUGUGCGCAGAGAUGAGCAGCAAGAUUGCAUUGAAUCAGUUUAUAGUUUUGUACUAAAUUUGUAUUAGAAGUACUAUUUUGAGAAGCCAUCGUAGAUUCUAAACUUAACACAAGUUCAAAUGUGUACUAUGCAGCUUGAGUCUGAGGGAUGAGCAAUAAUAUUAUUAGAUCAUUUUGUGGUUUUGUGCUCACCUUUGUAUCAGUACUAAUUAGAGAAACCAGCAUAAAUUCUAAGCUUCUAUUUCUAAAGCCAGGUCCGAAAUUAAGCUCAGCAAGUUUCCACCUUUUAAAAGAAAGGUUUCUGAUGUAUGUCACCUUGGUUAAAUUUAACCAUCUUUUUAAGGUAAGCGCAGAGGAAGCGUAGUCAUUGCUUUGCAUGAUCAUGUACAGGUAGUUAUACCAGUGAGAGAAAAGGAUGUAUUUUUCUAAGAGCUGAUGAUCUGUAUGGUUCUCACUUCCUACAAAUCAGUGUUGAAAUAAAACAAUGCAACAAAAAGUUUAAAUUUACAAAAUAUUUCCUAAUACUCAUCUGAGUAAAUGUACAGUUUUGCUUUUGCACAUGCAUAAUGAAAUCUUGCUGAUCAUGACCUUAAUAUCUUUAAAUAGCCAGAACGUAUGCUUGGCAUACAUAGAACACUGACAUUUUCGGUAGUUGAUAAAUAUGUAAUAUUUUAUUAUCUAAUUCUAAUGAAUGCACACAUACUUCAAUAUAUAAUACAACAAUAUUAUUGAUUUUUUUUCAGCUGUACCAGUAUGUCAGUAUAUGGAUACAUACAGUAAAUUCUGUUGCAUUUAUUUCUGUAUGUAAUAAUUUCCAAUGGUUCAUGAUGAUUCAUGUGGUAUAAAAUAUAUUCU